This is a messenger RNA of Eutrema salsugineum, 824 nucleotides long. RefSeq names its product transcription factor ORG2. Gene Ontology annotation, cellular component: RNA polymerase II transcription regulator complex. The transcript is spliced from 2 exons. NCBI's taxonomy places the organism in Eukaryota, Viridiplantae, Streptophyta, Magnoliopsida, Brassicales, Brassicaceae. Gene Ontology annotation, biological process: regulation of transcription by RNA polymerase II. Gene Ontology annotation, molecular function: protein dimerization activity; RNA polymerase II transcription regulatory region sequence-specific DNA binding; DNA-binding transcription factor activity, RNA polymerase II-specific. The record is from RefSeq and is a predicted model, not a curated record. Bases 57 to 824 code for a protein of 255 amino acids.
AAGACAAAAUUAGCAAGAAAACAAAAUCUAUAACUUAUCCUUAUAAUUAAGCAAAAAUGUGUGCAUUAGUCCCUCCAUUGUUCCCAAACUUCGGGUGGCCGUCGACGGGAGAGUACGAAGGCUACUACGUCCCUGGAGAGAACCUCAAAAGCGACACGUUUCUUGAUUUUCCGGUACCAGAGACUUAUGGAGUUGCGGCUCAUCAGAACAGUUUGGGCGUCUCUGUUUCGUCGGAAGGAAAUGGAAUAGACAACAAUCACGUCGUGAUCAAGAAGCUUAAUCACAAUGCAAGUGAGCGUGACCGUCGCAAGAAGAUCAACUCUUUGUUCUCAUCUCUUCGUUCAUGUCUUCCAGUCUCAGAUCAUUCGAAGAAGCUAAGUAUCCCUGCGACUGUUUCGCGGAGCUUAAAGUACAUACCAGAGUUGCAAGAGGAAGUGAAGAAGCUAAUAGAAAAGAAGGAAGAACUCUUGAUUCAAGUAACGGGUCAAAGAGACAUUGACCAUUAUGAUAAGCCGCAACCUAAGGCGGCCGCGAGUUAUCUAUCAACCGUUUCUGCGACUAGGCUUGGAGAAAAUGAAGUGAUGGUCCAAAUCUCAUCGUCCAAGGUUCAUAACUUUUCGAUAUCUAAUGUAUUGCGUGGUUUAGAAGAAGAUGGUUUUGUUCUUGUUGAUGUUUCAUCCUCAAGGUCUCAUGGAGAGAGAUUAUUCUACACUUUGCAUCUUCAAGUGGAAAUUAUGGAUGCUUAUUACAAAAUGAAUUGCGAAGAGUUAAGUGAAAGGAUGUUGUACUUGUACGAGAAAUGUGAAAACUCGUUGUUUAGGUAA